This is a messenger RNA of Aureobasidium melanogenum CBS 110374, 1515 nucleotides long. RefSeq lists its product as uncharacterized. Gene Ontology annotation, molecular function: GDP-dissociation inhibitor activity. The record is from RefSeq and is a predicted model, not a curated record. The transcript is spliced from 5 exons. Gene Ontology annotation, cellular component: cytosol; Rab-protein geranylgeranyltransferase complex; nucleus. The coding region runs from base 1 to 1515 and encodes 504 amino acids. Gene Ontology annotation, biological process: small GTPase-mediated signal transduction; protein geranylgeranylation; vesicle-mediated transport. Lineage: Eukaryota; Fungi; Ascomycota; Dothideomycetes; Dothideales; Saccotheciaceae.
AUGGAUUCUCUCGACGGAUCCAGCUACGAUGUCCUGAUUUCUGGAACAGGCAUCCAGCAGUCCUUGCUUGCUCUUGCUCUCUCGCGCUCUGGUAAGAAGGUCUUGCAUGUCGACAAGGAUGACACCUAUGGUGGUCCCGAGGCUGCCCUGAGUCUCCAAGAAGCUGAGCAGUGGGUUGAGAAACUCGAUUCUGCAAAGCAAACCAGAUUCAGCAAUGCUUCCAUUACCAAGUCAGCCGAAGGAGAGCAGAAACUCUCUCCUUCAAGGGCGUACAAUCUGUCACUCGCGCCCACAUUGGUCUACACUCGCUCCGGCCUGCUACCCAUCCUCGUAUCUUCCAAGACCAAUGAGCAGCUAGAGUUUAUGGCUGUGGGUGGCUGGUUCGUGUUUGAAAAGCAAGAAGACGGUGCGCGAGUGGUUCGUGUGCCAAAUGGACGAGAGGACAUCUUCGCCGACCCAUCGCUCACUCUGAAGAUGAAGGGUCAGUUGAUGAAGUUCCUCCGUUUCGUAGCCGCGUUUGAAGAGAAGCCUGAAACAUGGCAACCUCAUCGCGAAGUUCCGUUCGCCAACUUCCUCUCUGAGCAGUUCGGUCUGCCGGCGGUCGACACUCUCAUGGCUCUCUGCCUCAGUCUUGAAACUCCAGAGAAGACAACCACCGAGUUCGCCCUCCCCCGCAUUGCUCGUCACCUUCGUUCAAUUGGCGUUUUCGGUCCUGGCUUUGGUGCUGUGAUUCCCAAGUGGGGUGGUCUCUCGGAGGUUGUUCAAGUUGCAUGCCGAGCUUGUGCUGUUGGUGGUGGUAUCUAUGUCCUUGGUCAAGGCAUCUCUUCCAUCGAGCCUACUCAAUCUGAAGAUGACGAUUCAUUGUAUAGUGUCCAGCUCAGUAACGGAGAAAAGGUAUCUGCGCAGUUCAUCGUCGGCUGCUCAGAAGACCUACCUGGAUCCCUCCCUGCCACUACCAUCGGCACCACGGUCGCGGGUGCCCAACCCGACACUGUUUCUCGCAGCAUCACAAUCAUCUCAUCACCUAUGCAGCAUCUGUUCGUCACCGUUGCUGAGGGCGGUGUCUCUCCUGCUGGUGCUGUUGUGGUUUUCCCCGCUGGCUCACUCUCGAGUGCAGCACAUCCACCUGUUCAGAUCCUGGUUCAUUCCAGUGAUACUGGUGAAUGCCCUCAAGGACAGUGUGUCGCAUAUUCAAGCACUGCACUUGCUGGUCAACAAGGCCAGGAGCUCCUUGCCGAAGCUAUCAAGUCGCUUCUUGCAGCUCAAGAUUGCGAGGCUCAAGCUCUGUGGUCGCUCAGCUAUGAACAACAUGCCGAGGCUGUUGCUUCGUCGAACGAGACUUCUCAAUCCAACAUUUUGAAAUUCCAGGACCCACCACUAGACUUCGUCUUUGAUGAUGCGAUCAUAGAGAAUGUACAGGCGGCGUGGCAGACAAUCUUGCCCGAGGCCGAUGACUUUAUGGUCUUUGGAGAGAGGAACGAGGAUGCCCAAGAAGAGGCAGAGGAUGAGGAAUAA